This is a messenger RNA of Stomoxys calcitrans (stable fly), 554 nucleotides long. Its product is annotated as small integral membrane protein 13. The record is from RefSeq and is a predicted model, not a curated record. NCBI's taxonomy places the organism in Eukaryota, Metazoa, Arthropoda, Insecta, Diptera, Muscidae. The transcript has 2 exons. Bases 311 to 553 code for a protein of 80 amino acids.
UGCCCAGAGCUGCUUGAGAUUGUUGUUGUUGUUGUUACUCAAUUUCAUUAGUACUGUAGAGUGUUUCAUUUCGUGUUUUACAUAUGAGUCCUUAGUGUUAAUUUUUUUACUUACCUUAAUCGGAGUUGUUUAUUGUUUCUAUACAAAGUUGUUUUUAUGAAUAACACAUAGUUUUAGUUAUACUGCGUUCUUUUUUUUAAACAUAUGUUUUGUGUUCAUAACAUUGGCAUUAUAAUUUUGUAAAUUCAUUCGUAACAAAGCAGCAGCAGCAGCACCCGCAGCAGAUAAUAACAUAUAAAAUAGUGAAGAAAUGUCUGUGGUAUCGACGUUAGCCCUAAUAUUUACCGUCUUGUCGUCAGUUACUAUUGUAGCCUGCAUUAUAUUGCUGGGCUGGUUCCUAAUUUGGAAAGCAUUUUUGUCCAAAUUCAGAUUAGUACGAGAACUUCUGGGGCAAACCAAUCCGGACGGCUCACCUGCAACUCCAGAAAAGUCUUCGGAUAUCUCAAACGGAACGCAGUCCUAUUCAAAGAUUAGGAAAAUAAGAAAAGACUAAC